Molecule: messenger RNA, 1428 nt
Organism: Dioscorea cayenensis subsp. rotundata (Guinea yam)
Lineage: Eukaryota; Viridiplantae; Streptophyta; Magnoliopsida; Dioscoreales; Dioscoreaceae
Exons: 6
Coding region: 1-1428 (475 amino acids)
Source: RefSeq, a predicted model, not a curated record
AUGCGGUCACCAAGUACACAAAUCCAACCAUAUAUAGUGGCGAGGAGCAAGCUAUAUCUCUACUUUAAGGAUUGUAUUGGGGCCUUAGAUGGGACACAUAUUCAUGCUUCUGUCCCAACAUAUGAAGUAGCAGCAUUUCGGGGAAGAAAACCUUAUCCAACACAAAAUGUUCUCACAGUUGUCGAUUUUGACUUGCGUUUCACUUACAUUCUUGCUGGUUGGGAAGGAUCAGCACAUGAUUCUCUAGUUCUUCGCGAUGCACUUGAGAGACCUAAUGGGUUAAAAGUCCCAGAAGGGAAGUAUUACGUGGUUGAUGCUGGAUACGCCACAAGACCUGGUUUUAUACCCCCUUAUAGGGGUGUAAGAUAUCACCUAAAGGAGUUUGGCUCUCGAACACCUGCUAAUUCUAAGGAGCUUUUUAAUUUGAGGCAUUCAUCUGCACGUACCUCCAUUGAGCGUGCAUUUGGUUCUUUAAAAGAUGGCUUUAUUCCCUCUGAGGAAGACUGGAUACCACAACAAACAUCACAAAACACCAUUAGGGAACAAAGAGAAGAGGCACAAGAAUGGGCUGCUCGUCGUGAUCAAAUUGCAGCUGAAAUAAUGGAAGGGUACAAUGUAGAAAUGGAUAGCCAAAAUUCAUCAGCUAAGAAGCCCACAACAGUGACAUCGGGACAUAAGAGGUGGACACCAACUAAAAGCCGUUAUUUUAUAAGAUUUAUGGCUAGUCAAGUUGAACAAGGACUGAAAGUUGAUAAAGGGUUUAAGCCACAAGCAAUUCAUGCCGUUAUUCGAGCCAUGAGAGAUACAUUUGGGGUGCCCGUUACAGAGGCUAAUGUGGGUAAUCAUCUCAGGACAAUACGGAGAAGGUGGGCAAGAAUUAAAAAAUUGAAAGAAAUGAGUGGCAUGUGUUGGGAUAACAACCUUAAAAUGAUUGUUAUGGGUGAGGCAGAGUAUAGAGAUUAUGUUAAGGUCCAUGCACAAGAUGAGUUAUAUUUGAACAAACCGAUAGAGGAUUAUGACCUAAUAGAAGCUAUAUGUGGCAAUGAUCAAGCCAAUGGUCGUCAUGCUAUUCAGUUUGAGAAUACUAUUGGUGUACAAAUGGAUUUCAACAUAGAGCAGGAAGAGUCUCACCAUAAUGAAAAUUAUGAUGAUGUGGCUUUUGGAGAGACAAAUGCACAAGGCAAUGCCUCACCAGGGACCCAAAAUCGAGGCAGUCCUUCUGAACCCAUGUCAGCAACAAGCCCACAACAAAAAAAGAAAGGAAAAGCAAAGCGUAAGGCAAACACUGAAGAUUAUGCAAUCUGUGAACUAGCCACUACAAUCAAAGAUGCAUUUGAGUCAGUUAAAUCUAGCCGGUCAUUGAGCUUUGCAAAAGAGCUUUCGACAAAAUGUAAAAAACUGCAAAAGUAUGGCUACUCCAUACGAUAA